UUGGAUGAAGAAGGCGUAGUAGCUGCUGCAGCGACAGGAAUAAAAAUUUCUACAGCUUCAUGUUUUAUACCACAUGAACCUGUACCGGAAUUCCGUGUUGAUCAUCCGUUUAUUGUUUCUGUUAUAUGGAAUGAUACUCUACCGAUAUUUCUUGGACAUAUUACAGCUCCAACAAACGAAUGACUGAUCAGUAAUAUGCAGUCUGUUAAAAUAAUUUGCUAAACAGUGUGUUUUGUGCUUUCUUAGAUAUACCAGAUCAGAUUUUUAGGAGUUCACUGUUCGUCUGAAUAUUCAGUAAUGAAUAAUUUCGAUCAAAAACAGUUCACUUACUCAUUUAAAUUAUCGAUUUGCGAAUCAUAAUCAACCUUUUU
Messenger RNA from Schistosoma turkestanicum, 371 nucleotides. Lineage: Eukaryota; Metazoa; Platyhelminthes; Trematoda; Strigeidida; Schistosomatidae. The record is from the annotation of a GenBank genome assembly.